Messenger RNA from Diatraea saccharalis (sugarcane borer), 1743 nucleotides. The record is from the annotation of a GenBank genome assembly. Lineage: Eukaryota; Metazoa; Arthropoda; Insecta; Lepidoptera; Crambidae.
AUGUGUCAAAUUAAAUUCUCUUACGGAUUUCUUGUAUUAGUCUCAUUAUUAAACAGUAUUAAGAGCGACAUUGGAGUUAUUAAAGAACAAAGGAAAAUUGCAUCAAGACCUCAGCCCGAAAACAAUUUGGACAAAACUCCGGUGCAUUGUGAAGAUACACCUGUAAAAAGUAAGAAUCCUUUGCCAUAUUUUAGAAGACAAGUAGAAGAAGUUACUGAUAAUUUGGCCUUAAAAAAAGAAUUAAAUGAAGAUUCGCGCAGUAAUUUAGUAUCACUUCUCAUUAAAAAUGCCAAAGAAAUAUACAGUGAGCUGGAUGAAGCUAAUACAGAGACCUCUACUACUGUGACACGUACUACUACUACGUGUACUAGUAUUGUUACCUCUUGGGCCCUAUUUGAUAACAAUACUAUUGAUAAUAUAACCUAUAAUGAUCUUAUAGGACAUACAAUUGCUUUUACUAUUAAAACCACCAAUGACACAAAUUCAACUUCACGAUUCCAACCAAUAGAAACUAUCACAAAUAAAACAAGAAUUAUAGUGGAUUUCGAUUCCGAUAAUCAUGAAAUUGCAAAAGAUAACGAAAUUCUAAUAUCUUAUAAAAACGCUACUUUAAUGUCAUUUUCUGAUAUAGAAUUAGUUAAUAUGGACAUUGCAACAAAUGCUUAUGAGCUCGUUGAAAAGGAUGAAUUGAUGCCUUUAUCGAAAAAUUUAAUAUUGUUUGAAACAGAUCCUAAGGGACGAGAUCAAAAAAAGGAUGAGUUAAGCGGCCAAAAUGUAACUGUGGUUGAUCUUAAUUAUUUUGAUAGAGUGCGUUCAUGUAUAUAUUGCAAUAACCUUGAGAUGGAAAGCUGUAACGAUCCUAAAAAUAGACUAAUACCAUCAAGAGUAUGCGAACGUGAUGACGAUUUAUGCUAUUCACUGCACACUCCGUUUGGCGUAAUAGAUCGCGGAUGUUUCAACGUAAAUCACAACCUCACCACCUACGUCUGCUCGUGUAAUCUAUGCAACUACAUAUCAAUUUCUGAAAUGCCGUACAUAUUUUCGAAGAAGCAAGACUGGAUCGAUAAUGUAAUUGAACUCGCACGUAUGAGGAAAUUCAGGCGAUCAGUAAUGAAGGAGAUGGCUUGUUUGAAAUGUGAAGCUAAUUUGUCCUUGAAGAAUUCAAAUACUUUGGAAACUUCUAAUUGCUUACAUGGCAACUUGUGAGUGUGAAAGAAAUUAUUUUGACAUACGUAACAUGUAAAUAUAGAUGCAUUUCAGGAUACAAUAAUAUGUCAAUUUUCUGCAAUGGAUAUUGACCUCUAACCUUCAAUACAUUAAAGUUUAAAAUCAAUUAGGAAAAUUUGACAGUUUUGUAUAGUCUGUCGUGCAUUAGACUGUAAAUUAAUUAUUAAGUAUAAUUUUCUAGUAAAUUAAUUUACUGUUUUUUCUUUUCUGUAUUCUAUUUGCAUUGGGUUAUCUUAAUCAUUUAUUUGUGUACUUGGAAGUGUUAAUAUUUAAUAAUUGAGGAGCUUAAUGGUGCAGUGGUUAGUGCUUUCGGUUUGCAAUGUCGCGGUAGACUAACAUUUUUCAAGGGCCGGUCAUAGGAUGGGAGACCAAAAAUUUAUUACCUCGAACUCCUUCGACCUUCGGAAAGCAUAUAAAACGGUCUAUUAUCGGUCUUAUUUGAUACGUAAUAUCCAAAAAUCAUAUUUGUUAAUUUUUCAGGGGUACCGUGCCUACAGAAUACUGCGACAGAAAUGA